This is a messenger RNA of Durusdinium trenchii, 2478 nucleotides long. The record is from the annotation of a GenBank genome assembly. NCBI's taxonomy places the organism in Eukaryota, Dinophyceae, Suessiales, Symbiodiniaceae.
AUGAUUGUAGCUGCUUCUUUGCAACUGAUUGGGCUGGCUCAGCUUCCUGUGGUGGAAGGAUCUUGGUGCCAGGCUUCAUCCUUUGGCAGCUGCCUUGGGCAGCGCCACGAUUUUGAGAAAAAGGAUUUGCCCCGCUUGCAUGGGGGUCGCUACCGGAACCUGCGUUUUGCGGACUGGGAUGGUGAUGGUGACACCGAUGUGUUGGCAGGGCAUGGCCCAGGCGAGUCAAUCUGGUUUCAUGAGCGGCUGUCAAACGACAGCUUCCGUUCGCAUGAGCUGGGCAAGAUUCCCAAGAGAUGGCAUGCAGAAGAAAGUGCAACUGUAGCUGAAGGUGAUGAUUGGCUGGCACAACAGCAGUUGGCGGUUGAUGAGUUUAUGAAGAACACCUUUCGUGUGGAAGUGGCGGAUUGGGACGGCAAUAAGGAGCCUGAUUGUUGGGGUGUGUGGGAACUCGACUUGCUGCUGUGCACCAUGGUGGACGAUCUAGUGAUCGUGAGCGUGCUCAAUCGCUCGAGCCUUCCGCAUGAAAACCUCACGGAAGUUGAGCGCGUGAUUCUGUUGACUCAUGGGUCAGCAUGUGACAUGCUGGCCGUGGAUUUUGAUGAUGAUGGUGAUGUGGAUCUCAUUCUUGGUCAUCAUGCGUAUCAACCGAGAUAUUCCAGAUACUUUGAGCGCAUCUCUUCCGGGCAAUUAGUUGAGCGCACGGGAGAUCAGAAUCCACUUGACAUGUUCAACGACACGAUACGAACCAUCGCCGAUCUUGACGGUGAUGGACAGUUGGAAGUGAUGACCACCGGUUGGGUGGACAAAGGCUAUGCCAUUCAAGUGAUUCAUUUCGGCUACUUUCAUCGUACAAGUGACGGUAGCUUUGUGGAAUCAGCUGAGAACCCAUUGUUUGACCUCAACCUUUGGGAUCCAGAUGAAUAUGCCACAGAAGCUCAUGUGGCAGAUUGGAAUUCAGAUGGUUUGCCAGACCUUUUGACCAUACAUGUGGGCCGCUACCUUCCGCAACGAUCUUACGGUUUGGCGGACUGCUAUGAACAUGUUCAAGACCGCGACCUUGUGCAGAAUUCGCAGAUCGACACCUAUAGAGACAUUAAACUGGCAUCCUUUGGAAAAUCCAUGCAUCCUGUGGUGGUUGACUGGAAUCACGAUGGUUUUGAAGAUGUGGUGGUCGUGGACUAUGUGCUGGGCUGGGGGGAGGGGGAGAUCGUGUCGAAACAGCCGAAACUCUUUGAGUUCCAUGGUGACAGUGUGCACGAAGUAAGCGGCUUUCUCGGUGAAGAGAUGGUGAGCCUAGCCAUUGCAGACUGGGACACCGACGGCGAUUUAGAUCUCAUCAUAUCCUCGACAGAUGGCAAGCUGCACUAUCAUGAGAUGGUCUUGGGAGGUUGGCAGAAAGAAGAUCCAGACCAUCCCUUCAAGAGCAUCGUGCUGGGCCAAGAGGAAGGAGGUCAGAAGAAGUUGGUUCAGCCUUUGGUGCUUGAUUGGGACAAUGAUGGUGACAUGGAUUUGUUCUUGGGUCCGCCGGAUGGUAGAUAUUUUGAGCAGCUGGCAGAUGGUACUCUUCAUGCAUGGCCGCUAGAGCAAAGCCCUGUUCGGAAAGUGCUCAGUCUUCCGAGAUUUGAGGACCGGGUGUGGAGAUUUGUGGACUGCGAUGCCGAUGGUGAUUUUGAUUUGAUCCGAGUGCUGUUGGACGACUAUGUUCCUGUCAAAGCAUGUGAGCAUGACAGCGCACAUGAGCUGCAAUGCGAUUGUUCUGGCUGCGAGCCGCAGUUCUACAGUGUUCCAACGGUGAUUGGGCAGAUGCAUGACUGCAAAGCAUGCCCAGGAGAAGGUGACAAGGUUUGUUCUGGUCGAGGAAGCUGCUUUGAUGAUGAAACUGCGAAGGCAGCUCCUUUGGAGUCCACAGCUGCUUCAAUGGCCAAAGGAAACGGAUCCUGCAGUUGCAACGAGGCCCACUUCUUUGGAAGUGAUGAUGAAGGCCGAAGCACCUGCGUGGAGGGCGUGUGCCCAGCUGGCACCGAAGAGCAGGAUGGACAUUGUCGCGCUUGUGCAGCAGGGUCCUUCUCCCCAGCAGGAGGGCUUUGCAAGCUUUGCUUUCCAGGGACCUUCUCGUUGCCUGGAAGCGGUUCGGUGUCCGGUGCAGCUCAAGGUGCUUGCAGCCUUUGUGAGGUCUAUGGCGCUGUCCCCUUCUUUGGUGGUGCAUACUUUUUCUCGCAGCAGCUGCAGGCACUGCCACCCAGCUUACGCGAGAGUUCGGAGUCCGACCAUGGCCCCUUCCUCAUCACGCAUGUUUGUGAAAUGAUCACAAAUUGGAGCAAACGCACGCCUUUGGCGACCCGGCGGCGGCACUUUCUCAAGGAGUGGCCCUUGGUGUUGGAGCGCUGUAGCCGUGGUGAGGAGCGUGCGAUGACCGCAGGGACGCUGCUAGACUUUGUGCAGUGGCGUGGAGGAGCAGCGAGGAAGUCGUUUUGA